This is a messenger RNA of Lathyrus sativus (Indian pea), 870 nucleotides long. NCBI's taxonomy places the organism in Eukaryota, Viridiplantae, Streptophyta, Magnoliopsida, Fabales, Fabaceae. The record is from the annotation of a GenBank genome assembly.
AUGGCAUUUUCACUUAGGACGAAGACGUUUUCGUUUACAGAAGGAGAAUCUCCACUUCAAUCGUUCAACGAGAUUCUUUAUCUAGAUCAAUGGCAGAGUAGCAUCUACUAUACCCUAUGUGCCGCUUACGCAACCGUUUCCUUCAUUGCACUUAUACAACUGGUGCGGAUUCAAAUGAGAGUGCCUGAAUAUGGUUGGACAACGCAGAAGGUUUUUCAUUUGAUGAAUUUUCUCGUCAAUGGAGUGAGGGCUGUUAUUUUUGGUUUGUACGACAGUGUUUUCGCAAUUAAGCCAAAGGCAUUUGAACAGGUGUUAAUGGAAGUUCCUGGUCUUCUGUUUUUCUCUACUUAUACAUUGCUGGUGUUGUUUUGGGCAGAGAUAUAUCACCAGGCUAGAAGUGAACCUGCACAAAAGCUUAGGCCUGCUUAUUUUUCAAUAAAUGGAGUUAUUUACUUCAUACAAAUUUGCCUCUGGAUUUAUAUGACUGCAAGCAAAACUGCCACCGGCUAUGGAGCCGCUAAACUCUUCCUUGCAGUUAUAUCAUUUUGUGCUUCUCUUGGAUUUUUGUUGUAUGGUGGAAGGUUGUUUUUCUUAUUGAGGCGCUUCCCCAUUGAAUCGAGAGGUCGUCAAAAGAAGCUUUACGAGGUUGGAUCAGUAACAAGUAUUUGCUGCACAUGUUUCUUGAUAAGAUGUGCUUUGCUUGCUGUUUCAGCAUUCAAUGAGAAAGCAGAUCUUGAUGUUUUGGAUCAUCCCAUACUUAACUUAAUGUAUUAUUUGUUGGUAGAGAUUGUUCCAUCAGCAUUGGUGUUGUUCAUUCUGCGAAAGCUUCCUCCAAAACGAGUUUCAGAUCAGUAUCACCCUAUUAGAUAA